UUGAAGGAGCGCAAGGAGGAGAAGAAGAAGAAGGAGGAGAAGAAGACGGAGGCGCUGCCGCCGCCGCCGCCGCCGCUGGACGUGCCGAUUCCCGCGCCCGUCACGCCGAUGGGAACGGGCGACGAGGUGAUGCUCCAGGGGUUCAACUGGGAGAGCUGCAAGCCUGGGAACUGGUUCAACAUGCUGUCGGGCGAGGCGCGCGCGAUAAAAGACGCCGGGUUCAGCUCCGUGUGGCUGCCGCCGCCCACGAAGUCGGUCUCCGACCAGGGGUACCUGCCGUCGGAUCUGUACGACUUGAACUCGUUUUACGGAUCGCAAGGCGACCUCCAGCGGUGCAUCGCCGAGUUGAAGAACCACGGGAUCUGCCCCGUGGCGGACAUCGUCAUCAACCACCGAUGCGCGGAGGCGAAAGACGACGCCGGGCGGUGGAAUAUCUUCACCGGGAGGAUGGCGUGGGACCAGCGCGCGGUGACGACGGACAACCCGGAGUUUGGCGGCCAAGGGCACGCGGGCACGGGGGAAAAUUACGGCCCCGCGCCCAACAUCGACCACACGCAAGACUGGGUCCGGAACGACCUGAAAGAGUGGCUGCGAUGGAUGCGAGACGAUAUCGGGUUCGGCGGGUGGCGUUUCGACUUCGUCAAGGGCUACGCCGGGAACUUCACCGGGGAGUACGUCGCCGACAGCGCGCCGCGCGUCAGCGUCGGCGAGCACUGGGUCGCGUGCAACUACAACGGCGGCGAUCUGGAGUACGACCAAAACUCGCACCGGCAGUCGACGUACGACUGGUGCGAUAGCACCGGCGGGAACACCGCGGCGUUCGACUUCACGACGAAGGGGAUAUUACAGGAGGCGGUUCGGAACAAGCAGUACUGGCGCAUGAUUGACCACGACGGGCACCCCACGGGGUUCCUCGGCAAGUGGCCGACGCACGCGGUUACGUUUUUGGAGAACCACGACACCGGAAGCACGCUUCAACACUGGCCGUUCCCGACGGAUAAGCUCCAGGAAGGGUACGCGUACAUUCUCACGCACCCGGGGACGCCGACGGUGUUUUACGACCACUGGAAGGACGGCGGGCUGCGCGACAUGAUCGAAGAGCUCAUCGCGACGCGAAGAGAAAACGAGAUUAAUUGCAACGCGGCGGUGCACAUCGAACGCGCGGAGGACGGGUGUUACGCGGCGCACAUCGGGAGCCCGCGGCAGCACGUCGAGCGCGGGCUGUGCGACGAGGUGGACAUGUCGCGCCGGUCCAUCUGCAUGAAGCUCGGGCCCGGGGACUGGUCGCCGAACCACACCAACGUCGGGAACACGAAGUGGAAGUUACGCGCCUCCGGGGACGGGUGGGCGGUGUGGGAGAACGAGCAGUUUUUGUGAGGCGCGCGCGCCGCGCCGCGCCGCCGAGAGGGGAACGAGGGACACCAGGGAUAAACUAAAUAUUUUUUUCCGUUCGUCAAAGAGACGCGAGCACAGUACAC
Molecule: messenger RNA, 1478 nt
Organism: Micromonas pusilla CCMP1545
Lineage: Eukaryota; Viridiplantae; Chlorophyta; Mamiellophyceae; Mamiellales; Mamiellaceae
Gene: AMY4
Product: glycoside hydrolase family 13 protein
Exons: 1
Coding region: 109-1377 (422 amino acids)
Biological process (GO): carbohydrate metabolic process
Molecular function (GO): calcium ion binding; alpha-amylase activity
Source: RefSeq, a predicted model, not a curated record